Molecule: messenger RNA, 1647 nt
Organism: Pyricularia oryzae 70-15
Lineage: Eukaryota; Fungi; Ascomycota; Sordariomycetes; Magnaporthales; Pyriculariaceae
Exons: 2
Coding region: 1-1647 (548 amino acids)
Source: RefSeq, a predicted model, not a curated record
AUGGAAGACGAAAGUCAGCCGUCUCUGCCCUCGUUUCCCGCACUUAAUAAUCCGCGGCUGAGGCUCAAUCAAGCACCACCCGCUCAUCUCUUUACUGAUUCCAGCGAGCCGGCUGCCUUUUCCAGCGACGAUGAUCCGUCUCUGGAAAGCUAUUCCCACCAUGGCCGUCGCAAGAAGCGACGGAUAGGAUCAUGGUUUCACCAGUCCUCGCAGCAGCAGCUAUCGUCCGAUCCCCCAUUUCCUGAAUUUGUCGAGGGGGCCGCGUCGCGUCCCAAGGCCAUCGCGCCUGGCGCCCCAAGGCAACUCAGGCGGGACAUGGACAGCGGUGUUUGGCUGGCCAGUGAUGACACGGUUGACAAAACAAUCGUACCUGACGAGCCUACGGCGGCACAGGCACCGUCUCCUUUGGUUCCUCGUGUCGCCAGUGGACUCCAUCGUUGUGCGAGUAUUCGCAACAUUUCGCCCGAGGAGAGCUUAGCUCAGAAAAUCAUUCAGGAUUGCAUCGAGGAGGGUGAUGAGGACGUUAAUAUUGCGAGCUUGGGUCUUGAGAGCAUCGCUGCUUCAACUAUUCAACCGCUGUCUGGGUUUCAACUGAUUCCUACCGUGGUCGAAGAUGUUCCGUUCGAAGCACGAGAUAUUAAACUCAAGCUUUACCUGGGAAACAACCGUCUGGCGAGGGUCCCGGCUAGCAUCUGUGAUCUGAGCUUUCUGACAGUUUUGAGCCUGAGGGGCAAUGGCUUGAAAGAGCUCCCUCCUGGAAUAUCUCAACUCCGCAAUCUGGAGCAACUAAACAUUGCUCAAAAUGCGUUACGAUGGCUACCGCACGAACUUCUUGAGCUCAUAACCACGAGCAAAAAGUUGGAGUUUCUCUCCCUUCACCCAAAUCCAUACUGCCAGCCUGAAAGCAACAGAGACGCGGGUCAGACACCGGAAUAUAGGACCAUCUCUUUCUCUGAAGGGGCUUCCAAGAGGGAUUCUUACGCAACAUGGUCAGCUUUCUCUGGAAUCGCGGGCAGCCAUGGUGGAUGCCUCGUCGCCAGAUCGCCGAUGCAAUACGUGGACGGUCUUGGUCGGCCCUGCAACACAGAUAUUGUCAACUUGGACGAGGGCUCCUGGUUGCCGGCUGCCGAUCUAUACUCAGAGCCGGCCAAGCCGCCUGCCACCUUCGAUGACGCUCCUCCCACCCGGGCACGGUCGCUUUUGGAGCUAGCCCUCGAAUCGUGCAGUCAGGCGUCGACCAGCACUUCCACGGACCUGCGCUCGCUCAUGCCUGACACGUCGCCGGCCCAUCUUCUGGAAUUGCUGGAUCGCAUCGAUCAGCUUCGUGACGCGGGACCCCAGCGCUGCGCCCGACCAGGUUGCGCUAAACGCCAGAGCAUGGUCAUUCCUCGUGUCCAGUGGCUGGACUGGUGGGUUUUGGGCAAAUACCAUAUUCACAAGACCGACAAAGAAACAGGCCAGCUUGUUAGCGAGCCCGAGGGCGCCGAAGUGCAGGGUACCGAUUGGUCUAUAAACCUGGCCGCGUCUGCUGCAACACUGGUUCCUGUCAUGUCGAAGGGGUGUUCGUGGCGUUGUGUACCUGAGGUCCCCGAGAAGACCAUGCCGACGCCCAAAUGUGACUCGAUAAUGAUUGUUCACCGCAACUGA